Phyllostomus hastatus (greater spear-nosed bat) is the source of this 1017-nucleotide messenger RNA. RefSeq names its product DMRT like family B with proline rich C-terminal 1 (gene DMRTB1). Gene Ontology annotation, molecular function: RNA polymerase II cis-regulatory region sequence-specific DNA binding; DNA-binding transcription factor activity, RNA polymerase II-specific. The coding region runs from base 7 to 1017 and encodes 336 amino acids. Gene Ontology annotation, cellular component: nucleus. The record is from RefSeq and is a predicted model, not a curated record. NCBI's taxonomy places the organism in Eukaryota, Metazoa, Chordata, Mammalia, Chiroptera, Phyllostomidae. Gene Ontology annotation, biological process: regulation of transcription by RNA polymerase II; germ cell development; sex differentiation. The transcript is spliced from 4 exons.
GACAAGAUGCUGCGCACCCCUAAAUGCUCGCGGUGCCGGAACCAUGGCUUCCUGGUGGCAGUCAAGGGCCACGCGGGCAACUGUCGCUGGAAGCAGUGCACUUGCGACAAGUGCUACCUUAUCACUGAACGCCAGAAGAUCAUGGCCGCACAGAAAAUGCUCAGGAAGCAGGCCUCCGACGAGGAUCAGGCGCUAGCCUCCCGGGCCGAAGCUGUGGCCCCGGCGUCCAGCCUCCGCCCGCUUCCUCCGCUGGCCAGUUCUGGAGACCUGGAGCCGGGCCCUGAGGACCGCGCGGCCACCUACUUGCAGGAGAGACCACCGCACGGCCCAAGCCCUGGCCCCAGCGCCUUCCAGCCAGUUCUGGCCGGCGGCGGCCACACCGGUGCAGGCAAGCAAGCUGCUGUGGCCAUUCCGGGUUUCGUGGGGCCCCAGGUCGGGGCGGAGGCCACCAGCACGGGAGGUUCUGGCCACAUGGAGACGCGUAGGCCACUGCGGCCCAUUCCCAGCUCGUCAUUCGCCUUUGGGCUCUCUUUGAACAUCCACUCGGAUUCUGUGGUGGGGUCUGAGUACCUGGAGAGAGAUCCAUCCAAGCUGUAUCCCAGCUGCUCCAGCAUGUACCCCUAUCACCCAUUCCCGCUGGGCUACCAGGAUGUGUCCCCAGGCUUGGGGAUCCCUCUGCAGCAGGGCUUCCGGCACGUGUCCUACAGCCCCUACCACGGAGGAGGCUCGGUAUCGGAGCCAGGGGAAGACUUCCAGCCAAGCUACCCCCCGCCGCCCACCCUGCUGCCGCCGCCCACCCUGCUGCCACCACCGCCGCCGCUGUCACCCCAGCCCCAGUUCCUCCCACCAGGCUUCCUCUCUGCGAUCCACUUCCUGCCGCCGCUGCCACCGCCACCACCACCAGCAUCCUUCUCACUGCCCAUGCAUUCUGAUACGGACCAGGAGACCGCUGAUGACCAGGAUGCAGAGGCACCACUUGAGCCCGGCCAGCCUGCGUCUCAGGAGCAGUCCGACUAG